AUGUUCGAUAUGAAAUCUUUCUUGUACACGUUUUUUCUAUACAACAUUGUCGCCGUACCUCAACUAAAUUUUUAUUUUAUCGAUGAGGUAAGUAUUCACAAUCAAUUCGAUGAGAUAGGUCUACGAUAUAAUUGUCUUCGAUUUGCUUCAAAUUUCGAACAUAGAAGUAGCACUCGAGACAUCGCCUCGUUCUGUUUGAGUGAAUCAUCAGCAAAGUUUUCCAUUGAAAAUGAUAACGAUGAUUUGAUACAAAAAAUUGAUUUUCAUGACCUUAAAAAACAAAAUAUCAAAAGUGAAGAUUUAUAUGUAUGGUCAAUACCAAUUGAUAUCAUCGAACAAUAUCAAAGCUAUUUAGAAUCAAAUAAUUCAUCUUUAACGAAACAAUUCGUUUACAAUUGUACAUUACCACGAUUUGGACCCAUGUGUCAAUAUGAAUUUUACUAUUUUCAUGAAAAUUAUACAACUUUGUAUGAAAUCAUCUAUGGUUAUUACCGAAGUUAUCCAAAUGAUGAAAAUGGUUUGAGUUGUUAUAUUCAUUUGAAUUGUCAUCGUGGUUAUUCACCAGCAUGUUUAGAUUGGACAGAAAUUUGUGAUGGAAAAGUUGAUUGUCUUGAUGGAAAUUCUGAUGAAGAACAUUGUUGGCAAUUAGAAUUGAAUGAAUGUACACAAAAUGAAUAUCAAUGUACUAUUGGACAAUGUAUACCGAACGAAUUUGUUGAAGAUAAUCUGAUAAAUCCUGAUUGUCUUGAUAGAUCCGAUGAAAAAUAUAGCGAUUAUGAUAUAUAUGGGUCAUAUUAUGUACCUGAACCCGUGUUCGGAUGGCAAGACGCAAGAUGUAAAACAACAUUUUUGACAAGUAGUUGUGAACUUCGACGCCCGUUUCAUCUUAUUAACACAAUGUUUUCAGUAAACGAUAAUUCUGUAUCGGAUGAAUGUUGGUUCGCUUUCAAGAGAUAUUUUAUGUUUCCAAAUCCUCAAGAAUAUAUAUUUACGAUAAGAAGAGAGUGUCCACUUGUAUUAUACGUUCCUGAUGUUCCAUUAUUAUUGGGUCAUGUCUAUACAGUUUAUAGAACUGAUAAUAAACUGAACUCACAGGGUCUUCUCUUGCCCUACUUAUGUUCGAACAAAUCUUUUCAUGAUGGAUCACUUGAACUCGUGUCCGACAUAUUAUUAAAUAAUACCGUAUGCUUUGCUUCUCCUCAACUUCAAAAUAUCGAACAAUCUGAUAUUUCCGACUCAACAUCUGGAUUCAUAAAUAUCAUAAAUAAGAUUUUCUCUCAAAUACGAAAUUUCAAUCGAAUUAUUAAUUUUCCUUCAAAUCGAUGUAAUACAUCUAAUUUAUAUCAAUGUAUGAAUUCAUCGAGAUGUAUCGCAUUUCAUCGUUUAAUCGACGAUAUAUCUGAUUGUCCAUACAAUGACGAUGAGAACAUAUCUGAAGACACCAGUCCGGAAUUAUUUGAACGAUUGAAAGAUAAAUAUUAUUAUUGUUAUUACGGCAAGAAAUAUAUUCCAAAGACAUUUAUAUCAGAUGAAAAAUGUGAUUGUGGUUAUGAUGGCGAUUUAUGUGAAGAUGAAGAUAAAUACGAGAAUUUUACUCAACGAACGAUUUCUUUUCAAAUACUAUGUGAUAAUUUCGAGAAAUUGUAUCCGAUUACAAUCGAUGAAGAAGAUCAUACAGAUGAAACUGAAUGCGAACAAUGGGAAUGUGAUAAUAUCUACACGCAUUGUGAUGGAUUUUGGAAUUGUUGGGAUGGAAGAGAUGAACUGGAUUGCGAUAUAUCAUCAACUCUAUUCAAUUGUUCGUUUAAUACUCGAAUAUGUGUCACAUUAGAUACAUUUCAAUUGAGAUGUUUAUCCAUUGAUAAACUCAAUGAUGAUCAUGUCGAUUGUCUUGGUGGUACUGAUGAACCAAAACGGUGUCCUGGACUGUAUGAACAUUUAGGAAGAUUUUAUUGUAUGAAUACUCAUCCAGCUAUUUGUAUAUCUCCUUUGGAUUUGUGUGAUGGUGUGAAGAAUUGUCCCAGUGGAGAUGAUGAACGAUUUUGUCGACCAAAUCGAUCGAUAUCUGAUAGUAUUUGUCAAGAGAACUAUCGAGUAUUGGGUAGUGAUGUAGAAAAGUUUUUCUGUGAAGGUUUAAAAACGCAUCGUAAGAUAGAGAGACGAUAUUUUCGAAUUAACGACUUUAAUCAAUCAUCGGAUGAUGAACCGGAUGAAAAAGAAGUUAUCAAUACAAUCACUCUAGACGAUGAUGACCCGAUUCCAUUACUUGAUGAACCUCGUUGUCAUCAUGGUCUUGAUUUACGUGUUUGGUUAAAUCAAUUAUCAGAUUCUUCUACAAGUACAUGUCUUUGUCCACCGGGUUAUUACGGUAAUCAAUGUCAAUAUCAAAAUCAACGUUUGAGUUUAUCGAUAAGAUUUCAUGUUCGAACAGAAUCAUGGCAAAUUCCAUUUGCAAUAUUAGUUUUACUUAUUGAUGAUACAAAUCAACGAAUGAUUCAUUCCUAUGAACAAUUUACCUAUUUAUCAUUACGAGAUUGUCGAAUUAAGUUUAAUCUACAUUUAUUUUACGCACAGCGACCGAAAGAUAUAAAUCGAAAUUACUCAAUACAUAUCGAUAUCUAUGAGAAAUUUUCUCUCGCACAUCGAGGAAGUUUUCUUUAUCCUGUCAAAUUUCCCUUCUUACCAGUUCAUCGUUUGGCAUUCAUUGUAGACAUUCCAUUGAUAAGUGAUCAUAAAAAAUCCACAUGUUCAGCUCAUCAAUGUAAAUAUGGAAAGUGUAUGAAAUAUUUCAAUAGCAAAGAAACAUUUUGUCAAUGUGAUCAAGGAUGGUCGGGAGAAUUUUGUCAUAUUCAACAUCAUUGUAAUUGUUCAUCUAAUUCUUUAUGUGUUGGAAUACUAAGUGACAAACGAUCCAUUUGUAUUUGUCCAAAAAAUCAAUUUGGUUCUCGAUGUUAUCUUCGUAAUCGAAUAUGUGAAGAUUUUCCAUGUGAAAAUAAUGCUUCAUGUAUUCCCAAUGAUGAUUUUAUGGGAUCAAAUAGACAAAAAUACUUUUGUAUUUGUCCAAAAGGUUUUAGUGGAAAUCAUUGUGAAAUAGGCGAUAGUCAACUUGAUAUAAUAUUUGAUAAUGAUAUGGAAUUAUCUCAUUCAGUUUUUAUUCAUUUUAUAAGAAUUCUUCCAUUCGAUGAAACUAUUGAAGAAAUACCGAAAACAUCACCACAAAGAUCAACAACUUUACAAACAGUUUCUCAAGCCACAAAUUCAAUUCGAAUUUAUUGGUCACAACCAUUUCAUUUAACUUUUAUUGAAACUUUAGACAAGAUUUAUUAUUUGAUCAUUGUCCAACCGAUUUAUUCUCCGUCAACAAAAAUAAAACAGAAAAUAGAUUCUUCACAUCGUUGUCCUUCAAUCAGUGAAUUAGUAAAUGAAACAUUUGCACAAUUGCAUAGUCUUCGUCGAAUGAAAUCUUAUCAUGUUAUUUGUCAAAAAUAUUCUCCUCAUCUUUUAUGCUUUCACGACGAUCGACAUCUUUGUCUAUGUUACGAUUUUCAAGGAAAACGUUUAGGAAAUUGUUUUGAUUUUGAUCACAAUAAGACAUUCGAUUGUUCGGGACAAAGUGCGUGUGAAAACGAUGGUCAAUGUUUUCAAGAUUCACCUGAAUGUCCAAAACGAUUUAUUUGUGCUUGUCAUUUAUGUUUCUAUGGAAAUCGAUGUCAAUUCAGUACGAGUGAAUUUGGUUUAUCACUCGAUGCUAUUUUAGCUUAUCAUAUCAUUGUUGAUCUUGAUCUCAUUCACCAAACAACAAUUGUGAAAAUAAGUUUUUUAUUUACAAUUUUAUUCGUUGUUCUUGGAAUGACAAAUGGGAUUCUUUCUUUAAUUACAUUCAAAAGUAAACGUGUAUGUGAUGUUGGUUGUGGAAUCUAUUUGUUUGGUUCAUCAUUAACCACAGUAUUGACAAUGUUCAUGUUUGGAUUGAAAUAUUUUGUUUAUCUUUCGACACAAAUGUCAACAUUGUCGAAUGAAACAUUUCUCGAAGUUCAAUGCUAUUUACUUGAUUUUCUUCUUCGAAUUUGUUUGAAUAUGGAUCAAUGGUUGAAUGCAUGUGUUGCAAUUGAAAGAGUAACAACAGUUAUUCAAGGUGCGAGAUUUAAUAAAAAGGAAAGUAAACGAUUAGCAAAGAAAAUUCCGAUUAUUCUUCUAAUUUUAAUCAUUUGCACAUCCAUUCAUGAUCCAAUCUAUCGACGUUUAUCAGAAGAAGAAAAUGAAAAUGAUAAUAAGAAAAGAAUUUGGUGUAUUGUCAGUUAUUCAUCGAAAUUACAAAUUUAUAAUCGAGUGGUGAAUACAUUUCAUUUCUUUGCACCGUUUCUUAUUAAUUUCAUUUCAUCGAUUAUUUUAAUUAUAAAAAAAUCUCAUCGAAAAGCUCGUCUUUAUGGAAAUCGAUAUGAUAGACAAACACUAUGGAAACAACUUCGAGAGCAUCAACAUUUGUUGAUUGCACCUGUGGUUUUAUUUCUGCUCGCCUUGCCACGUUUAAUUCUUUCAUAUUUAUCAAAAUGUAUGAAUUCUACACGAGAUUCGUGGCUAUUUCUCUGUGGAUAUUUUAUGUCUUUUAUUCCUCCUAUGAUCACUUUUCUUAUCUUUGUUUUACCAUCAAAAUUUUACAGAAAAGAAUAUCAAAAAUCGAUUAGAAAAUAUCAGAAUUUCAUUCAACGACGUUUUCAUUAA
Messenger RNA from Adineta ricciae, 4722 nucleotides. The record is from the annotation of a GenBank genome assembly. Lineage: Eukaryota; Metazoa; Rotifera; Eurotatoria; Adinetida; Adinetidae.